Molecule: messenger RNA, 1761 nt
Organism: Emys orbicularis (European pond turtle)
Lineage: Eukaryota; Metazoa; Chordata; Testudines; Emydidae
Gene: KLHL35
Product: kelch like family member 35
Exons: 6
Coding region: 1-1761 (586 amino acids)
Molecular function (GO): protein binding
Source: RefSeq, a predicted model, not a curated record
AUGCAUCGGCUGAUAAAAGAAGAAUCCAGCUACAGAACGAGCAGCCUUGAAAAUGCAACUCGAGAGCAGAGCAAAGAAAAGUUGCACAUGAAACUCUGCAGUGGGUCCUGCCAUGCUGAGCAAAUCCUCCAGACUCUGAACUCCUACCGGCAGAGCGGCAUCUUCACGGACGUGGUGCUCUUGAUUGAUGGGCAGGAGUUCCCCUGCCAUCGGGCCACCUUGUCAGCCAACAGCACUUACUUCCGGGCCAUGUUCGGUGGUAGCCUCAAGGAAGGCCAUCAAGACAUCAUCAACAUCCAGAAGAUCUCUGCCUCCACCAUGAGCCUCCUCCUGGACUAUAUGUAUGGGGGAAACAUAGUCAUUCAGGAAGACAAUGUUGAAGACAUCUUAGAGCUAUCCAACUUACUUCAGAUCUCCAAGCUCACAGAUGCGUGUGUUACCUUCCUUGAAGGCCAGCUUCACCCAUGCAACUGCUUGGGCAUCCUGAAGUUCGCCGACUCAUUCUCCAUCACCUCCCUGGCUGAGAAGAGCAAGAGGUUUAUGCUAGAAGGCUUCGUGGAGGUGUCAUGUCAUGAGGAGUUCCUGGAGCUGAGCGUGAAGGAGCUGGUCAAGUAUCUGUCAGAUGAGCAGCUGGUAGUCCCCAAGGAGGAAGUGGUCUUCGAAGCGGUGAUGCGGUGGGUACGGCAUGAUGUUGCCACCAGGAAAGGAGCUUUGAAAGAUCUCCUUGAGCACGUGCGCCUCCCUCUGCUGGAUCCCAUGUACUUCCUGGAAAAGGUUGAAAUGGACGAGCUCAUCCAGGACUCCAAGGAGUGCAUCCCUUUACUGCACGAAGCACGGAAGUACUAUAUCCUUGGGAAUGAAGUCAGCUCUCUGCGGUCAAGGCCUAGGAGGUUCAUGGAAUUAGCAGAGGUCAUAGUAGUUAUAGGCGGCUGUGAUAAGAAAGGCCUCUUGAAGCUCCCCUUCACUGAUAUGUACCACCCGAAGAGCAGGCAGUGGACAGCUCUCUCUAGCGUGCCAGGGUACACCAAAUCGGAGUUUGCAGCCUGCACCCUAAAGAAUGACGUGUAUAUAUCAGGAGGGCACAUCAACAGCAGCGACGUUUGGGUGCUGAGCUCCCAGCUGAACGUCUGGAUCAAAGUUGCCUGUCUGCACAAGGGCAGAUGGAGACACAAAAUGGCGACUCUUCAGGGCAAGAUCUACGCAGUGGGGGGGUUUGACGGCUUUUACCGCCUGGCCAGCGUGGAAUGCUACGAUACGUUCUCCAACAGCUGGUCGGCUGUCGCCCCUUUGCUGGAAGCGGUGAGCUCGGCGGCUGUGGUCCCCUGUCUGAACAAGCUCUACGUGAUUGGGGGCGCUGUGGAUGACAGCGCAAACACAGACAAGCUCCAGUGCUAUAAUCCCGAGGAGAACAAAUGGACAUUCCUGUCUCCCACCCCCUUCUAUCAGAGGUGCAUUAAUGCUGUCUCCUUGGACAACAUGAUCUACGUUGUGGGUGGACUCCUGAGUAAAAUCUUCUGCUACGAUCCCAGAACAGACACCUGGAGAGAAGUGGCCACUCUCCCAGGACCUCUGGAGAGCUGUGGGGUGACGGUGUGCGGUGGGAAGAUCUACAUCCUGGGCGGCCGGGAUGAGAAUGGGGAAGGCACGGACAAAGCUUUCACCUUUGACCCAGCGACGGGGAACGUGGCGCAGCAGCCCCCGCUGCAACGCUGUACCAGUUACCACGGCUGCGUUACCGUUCUCCAGCGCGUGAGCAGAUGA